Argentina anserina (silverweed cinquefoil) is the source of this 1023-nucleotide messenger RNA. RefSeq names its product peroxidase 5-like. The transcript is spliced from 2 exons. Gene Ontology annotation, biological process: hydrogen peroxide catabolic process; response to oxidative stress. The record is from RefSeq and is a predicted model, not a curated record. NCBI's taxonomy places the organism in Eukaryota, Viridiplantae, Streptophyta, Magnoliopsida, Rosales, Rosaceae. Gene Ontology annotation, molecular function: peroxidase activity; heme binding. Bases 1 to 1023 code for a protein of 340 amino acids.
AUGGGUCGUCGCCUAAUUGCCGUAGCUAUCCUCAUCUUCACCUUGUUCACCAUCUGCAACCUUCUCGCCGAAGGCAAGGGAGAAGGCCAAGGAAACGGCUUACAUGUCGGGUUUUAUGCUUCUAGUUGCCCUAAGGUUGAAGACAUUGUUGCUGAGGUUGUGGCUCGUUUUCAUGAGCAAGAACCCAAGCUCCCUCCUGCCCUCCUCCGCCUAUUCUUCCAUGAUUGCUUUGUUAAGGGUUGUGAUGCCUCGAUCCUAUUGGACGCAACACCAUCUGGUGAGCCUGUAGAGAAAGAAUCACCAGCCAAUGGUGAAACACUCGGAGGUCUUGAGGUUAUUGAUGCGAUCAAGGCCAGGGUCGAGCAAGAGUGCCCGCAAACUGUAUCUUGCGCUGACUUAUUAGCAUUUGCUGCUCGGGAAGCCGUUCAUCUCGCCGGCCUACCCCGUCAUGAAGUCCCAGCCGGUCGCCGCGACAGUAAGACUUCGCGUGCCACUGAUGUCAAUUUCAACCUCGCUGCACCUGAAACUACUCUGGAUGAAAUUAUACACAUCUUCGCCAUAAGAAACUUGUCAUUAGAAGAUAUGGUUGUCUUAUUCGGUGCACACUCCAUUGGUGAAGCACAAUGCACCCAAGUUACAGACAGACUAUACAAAUAUAGCAAAGAUAGUCCCCGAGACCCUUCCCUGGACCCAACCUAUGCUGAUGAGUUGGCCGGAAAGUGCCCCGCACCGGAAGCAAGGCCUGCGGAGCAAGCAUUACGGACCAUGGUGGAGUUUGAUCCGACAACACCACUUGACCUCGACAAUCAGUAUUAUGUUAACCUGUUGAGAGGGAGAGGCUUGCUUCAAUCGGAUCAAGUACUCACUACUGAUGCCCGCACUGGAGCAAUUGUGUACAGAAUGGCUGCUAGCCCUGAAACUUGGAGCAAAAUGUUUCUCAAGGCCAUGAUCAAGAUGGGGAGAAUAAAUGUUCUCACCGAAAAUGAAGGAGAGAUAAGGACAAACUGCCGGGCAUAUCUCUAA